AUGUCAUUUGGAUGGUCUGCUGGAGAUAUUGCGCAGGCAAUAUCUUUGAUUGUCAAGGUUGUAAAAGCCCUUGAUGAUGCAAGUGGGGCUCCUGAUGAGUUUCGCAAAAUGGCUGUCUUUCUUGAGAAUGUUAAUCUCACGUUAAAGAACCUACAUGUCUUCGCUACAUUAGGGGUAUAUCCUUCGUAUGGAGAUGAGAUACGUAGACAAAUCGAGAAUAUUCGACCGCCUUUGGAGCGUUUUAUCAAAAUCAUGAAGAACUUUGAACCACACUUAGGUAGCAACGCUACACCCGGCUGGUGGAAAAACAUACCCCAAAAGAUGUUAUGGACUUUCAAGCAUUCCCAUCACAAACUUAAGAAGGAAAUCGAAGUGCAUUUACUUACGCUCGACAAUCUUUUAAAUCGGUUUACGUUGGAAGUCGUCCUUACUCUUCCCGACGAAUUGAAACAACUAUUUAUGAAUACUCUUACGCCUCAGAUGGGUUCAAUUCUAGAAGGAAUGGUCAAUCCUAUACGGAGUGAAAUAUCUAUAAUACGAAGGGAAAGGAAUGAGCAGCAUAAAGAAUUAUACUCUAAAGCAGAAGAUAUCAUUCUAUUGUUGCAAUCGCUUAAGAUCGAUGACUCCAGGCCCGAGAAUAAUGGUGCUUUUGAUGCUGCUGUUCACAACAUAAAAGAGCAUAUAACCAGCACGCUUGGACCAACGUCCAAUAGUUCUCAAAUACCUAUCAUUGGCAGUUGCCCACGAAGGGCAGGUAAUACCGAGUCACCUCCUGCAAGCAAUGUUUUGUUUCAAGCAACGAACAGAGAUCCGCUCGAAGCGAGCGACGAGGAGAUCAAACAAUCGUUGCGAAAUAUAUAUUAUAGCAUUAUUUUAUAUGCAGGAAUGUUCCUGCGCAAUCUAUGUUUAUAUCUAGCCAACAGGCUCAUGCUGUCGAGGCCCUUGACACCCAACCUGCUUGCGAUAUAUCACAUAACGUUUCAUGAUGCACUUGGCCGUCCUCCAAGAGUUCUUCAGUUUGAUGUUUUUAAUAAUUUUCAAGUCUUUCAGGCAUUCUUAUAUCAAUCGUUCUCUGAUACAGUUGGGAAAUCCUGGGUAGAACGAGGGUCAUAUCUACUCGCGAAUAAAUCGGAGAAAUCUGCUCUGACGGCUGAUACCUGGUCGCGGAUCAUUAAGCCAGGGUGUCACAUAGAAAUGGCCAUGGUGCUUGACUAUAGUAACAAAGUAAAGGAUAGAUGCCCUGACACCAGUUGUUCGGGCGUUCUAAUCAAUAUGGACAAUUAUGCAUGGAUGAAAUGUUCAUCGUGUCAGAAAGAGAUACUUGAGCCUGGAGUUGCCAACAAGAUCAGGAACCAUUAUUCUCCUGUAUCGCAAGUGGCUAUGGAACAGCACGACACAGAGGUAUCUGAGGCUGUCAAAUCUGAAAAUUUCGCACGCUGCGUCUAUCGAUUGAAUCAUCAACCCCCGACUGCACAAUCUGCGGAGCUUCUGAGACCACAAAACAGCGAUGCAAAGCUUCCAACGAUACAAUCUAAAUCUGUCUCAAAGCUGCCACGAAGCAAUUUGAAACCUGAUACUAGACCUUCAGCCCAACCAUCUACAACAACUUCAAUAUCGCGGAAAGCCGGUGUCGCUAUUUGGACCUGUUGCUGGUGUCGAGAUUAUAGUGGAAACUACACAUCUUGGGGGAUGACGACGGAAAUUGUAAAUUGUCCAGAAUGUUCUUAUGUUACUCCAAAAGAAUUCAACAAUGAUUAG
Botrytis sinoallii is the source of this 1758-nucleotide messenger RNA. RefSeq lists its product as uncharacterized. The coding region runs from base 1 to 1758 and encodes 585 amino acids. The transcript has 7 exons. Lineage: Eukaryota; Fungi; Ascomycota; Leotiomycetes; Helotiales; Sclerotiniaceae. The record is from RefSeq and is a predicted model, not a curated record.